Molecule: messenger RNA, 603 nt
Organism: Onychomys torridus (southern grasshopper mouse)
Lineage: Eukaryota; Metazoa; Chordata; Mammalia; Rodentia; Cricetidae
Product: serine protease inhibitor A3C-like
Exons: 5
Coding region: 1-603 (200 amino acids)
Biological process (GO): negative regulation of endopeptidase activity
Molecular function (GO): serine-type endopeptidase inhibitor activity
Source: RefSeq, a predicted model, not a curated record
AUGACCUCACAGCUAGACAAUAUGACUGGGAAAUGGAACAGAACCUUUGAGCCUCAUUUCACAUUUGAGUCUGACUUCUACUUGGACAAGAAGAGGUCUGUGGAGGUGCUCAUGAUGCACUAUAAAUUUCUGACCACACCCUACAUCCAGGAUGAUGAUCUGCCCUGCUCUGUGGUAGAGCUGAAGUACACAGACAAUGCCAGCGCCCUGUUCAUCCUCCCUGAUCAGGGCAGGAUGCAGCAGUUGGAAGUCAGCUUGCAACCAGAGUCCCUGAGGAAGUGGAAGGACUCUCUGAGGCCCAGGAAGAUCGAUGAGCUCUACAUGCCCAAGUUCUCCAUCUCCACUGACUACAGCCUGGAGAACAUCCUUCCACAGCUGGGCAUCAGGAAAGUCUUCUCCUCACAGGCUGAUCUGUCUGGGAUCACAGGGGCCAUGGUCCUGGGAGUCUCUCAGGUGGCCCACAAGGCUGUGCUGGAUGUGGCUGAGACAGGCAUGGAUGGAGUCCUAGUGUAUUCCAACAGGCCAUUCCUGGUGAUUAUCUCUGACACAAAUACUCAGACUCCACUCUUUAUGGCCAAAGUCACAAAUCCCAAGGGAAACUAG